CUGAUUCUUCUCCCAUCCAGAACCCCCUUUCUCCAUUUUCUCUGAUCGUGGGAUCCCUCCUUCAGAUCUGGAUCUGCCUUUCUCCAAAAUUUCUACCUUGGGUGUUUUUGUUUCAUAUUCUGCAAUUUCUCGAUGUUUGGUGCUUAAACUUAUAUGAAUUUGCUAAAAGUGAAUGAUAUUCAAUGAUUCGUUGCUUGUAUGAAUCUGCUCUGCCGCUGGCCUGUUGUCGGACCGGAUCCAUCUGCUUUGCUGCCACUGGCCUGCUGCCGGAUCAGAUCCAUCUGCUUUGCUGCCGCUAGAGCGAUUUGCUGCUGCUAUAAAGCCAUCUGCUGCCAUCUGUUGCCAUUGCUAUUGCUACUGUUCCCGGGGAACGAGGAUGGGGGGCAAAAUCCCCGUAAAAAAUCCCCACGGGAUCCCCGUCCCCAUGACUCACGGGGACGGGGAUGGUGAAGGGGUCCCCGAUCCCGCGAGCCCCGUUGACAUCCCUACCCAUGGACGACCACGCCCACUUGUCUUGAUUCGCGAGACAGCACGUGGCAUCAAAGCGUAACGACCGUUAAGCCACGUGCGUACCCUUUAAUUUAUUUUUCAGUUUUGUAAGAUCCUCACACAAAAAAAAUAUUUUCAAUUUA
Messenger RNA from Rubroshorea leprosula, 632 nucleotides. Lineage: Eukaryota; Viridiplantae; Streptophyta; Magnoliopsida; Malvales; Dipterocarpaceae. The record is from the annotation of a GenBank genome assembly.